Catharus ustulatus (Swainson's thrush) is the source of this 6907-nucleotide messenger RNA. It is a transcript of the gene FHIP1A, whose product is annotated as FHF complex subunit HOOK interacting protein 1A. The record is from RefSeq and is a predicted model, not a curated record. The transcript has 12 exons. NCBI's taxonomy places the organism in Eukaryota, Metazoa, Chordata, Aves, Passeriformes, Turdidae. The coding region runs from base 398 to 3412 and encodes 1004 amino acids.
GGGCGGACACGGGACAAUUUGCUCACCCUGAGGGGACAGAGCCUUCGGGGCGGGCGGGCGUGAGGGCGCUCCUCUCCGAGGGAUUAGCGACAGCCACGCUGUCCCGUCGCAGACGGCGAUUUACCUGGGUGGCCACCUCCCUUCCCCAUUUCUUUCUUCCUUCCUUUCCUCCCUCCCUCCCUCCUGGAGCUGGUGGUUUCGGCGGAGAGGGCGUGGAGCCCGCCUGGCCCCUCCCCGGAGAAACUUGCCGCCGCCGCCCGCGCCAGAUUUCUGUGGGUACCAAAGCUCAGGACACAGUAUCAGUCUUAUCCUUGUGCUUGAACAUCUGUAGCUCACUGGAGGAUUUAAAAAAUAAAUUCAAUAUGACCUAGUUGGCUUGACCUGUGGAAAUUUUAUAAUGUCUUCUGGAACAAGUAUCAACAGAAAUAGGCAGGCUCCCAGCCUGCAGGGUGUUGACCCAGAAACAUGCAUGAUAGUGUUCAGAACACACUGGGCACAGGUUCUGAAAAUCUUAGAGAAGCAUGAUCCUUUGAAAAAUACUCAGGCAAAAUAUGGGGCAGUUUCACCUGAUGAGGCCAGCACUGUGCAGAAUUAUGUGGAGCACAUGCUUUUCUUAUUAAUUGAGGAACAAGCAAAAGAUGCCUCGAUGGGGGCUAUUCUGGAGUUUGUGGUCUCAGAAAACAUCAUGGAGAAGCUUUUCCUUUGGAGCCUAUGGCGAGAGUUCACUGAUGAGACAAAAAUUGAGCAACUCAAAAUGUAUGAAAUGCUCGUAACCCAGUCUCAUCAGCCUUUGCUGCAUCACAAGCCUAUUUUGAAACCUUUGAUGAUGUUGCUGAGUUCCUGCUCAGGAACAACCACUCCAACAGUGGAAACAGAAUUGGUUGUCCUCUUGAGCCAGCUCUGCUCUAUAAUAGCCAAAGAUCCCUCCAUUUUAGAACUGUUUUUCCACACUAGUGAGGACCAAGGAGCUGCCAAUUUCCUCAUUUUUUCCCUGCUGAUCCCCUUCAUCCAUCGAGAAGGAAGAGUAGGCCAACAGGCCCGGGAUGCACUGCUUUUCAUAAUGUCUCUGUCUGCAGAAAACAACCUUGUUGCAAACCACAUAGCAGAAAACACCUAUUUUUGCCCAGUGCUAGCAACAGGACUAAGUGGUCUCUAUUCGUCUUUGCCUACAAAGCUGGAAGAAAAAGGAGAAGAAUGGCACUGUCUGAUGAAAGAUGACUGGCUUUUGUCACCAGCCCUUGUACAAUUCAUGAAUUCCCUUGAAUUUUGCAAUGCUGUGAUACAGGUGGCACAUCCCUUGAUACGCAACCAGCUUGUGAAUUACAUUUACAAUGGAUUUUUGGUGCCAGUAAUGGCUCCUGCACUCCAUAAGGUGACUGUGGAGGAAGUGAUGACUACGACUGCGUACCUGGAUCUCUUCUUGCGCAGUGUUUCGGAGCCAGCCCUCCUCAAGAUUUUCCUCCGCUUUGUUUUGCUGCAUCAACACGAAAAUGUUCAUAUCCUGGAUACACUUACCAGCAGAAUCAACACACCAUUCCGGCUCUGUGUGGUCUCCUUGGCGUUGUUCAGAACACUCAUUGGCUUGCAUUGUGAAGAUGUGAUGUUACAGCUAGUUUUAAGGUAUCUGAUCCCAUGCAACCACAUGAUGCUGAGCCAACGGCAAGCUGUGAAAGAGAGAGACUGUUACUCUGUAUCUGCUGCAAAACUGCUGGCCCUGACACCUCUGUGCUGUUCCACCGGAAUCACUUUGACACUUGAAAGCCAAGAAAAAGACUAUAUUCUCUGGACAAAACCAGCACAAGCUAAAGAUCCUGGUAGACGCUCUUCUGAAUCUGCUUGCAUUGUGGAAUAUGGAAGGGCUGUGGACAUCAGCUACUUGCAGUACCUGGGAGAAGCUCAAGAAGCCAUCAUGCAGUGCAUGAAAGACUGUGAGGUUUGGUCUGCCUUGUAUGAUGGAGUAAAUCCUGAUCCAGACACCUUUAUCCAGAUGCUUGCAGAGGAGAACACUACAGAUGCGGAACACCCUAUGUUUCAGCUCCAGCGGAGGACACCUAGCACACGUAGCUCUGCACAAGCAACUCCAUUCAGUGAGAAGAUGCAGUUAGAGCUAGAAUGGGAUGAUAGCUAUGACACAGGGAUUUCUCCUGGUUCUAAUGUGAGUUCACCACAAUCAUAUGAUGGUCUGGGAAGCACAGAAAUUCAACCACCUGCAGAGCCACCAAAACACAUUCAAGAAAUGAAAAAAAAUGCUAUUAUGGUCAUCAAAGGCUCUUACGUAGAGGAGUCAGACUUUCAGGAUGAUGUUAUGGUUUACAGGUUAUGUGCCCAGAAGGAUACUCAAGAUGACAAUAGCUCCAAGGAGAAAUCUUUAAAUGUACCCAGAGAACACAAGGUGCAGAGCCAGACCAUAGUUGAUGGGUCUUUUGCAAAGUCACAACUGGAAAUAGACUUGGAUGAGCACAGUGAGAAAAAUUCAAGCUCAACUAAAGGUGUAAUUAGAGAACAAAUAAACCAGAAAAUUACUGAGAUUGAGCCACAACCAGACUUAAAGACUUCUUUUCAGGAGGUAGAUUGUAACUUAAGUGUAAAACUGCUGAGCACAGAUGGUGAGGAUUUCAUUGCACAAUAUGACAGAAUUAUUAAGGAACUGAAUCCAAACAGUGUAAGCUUGGAGGAGCAGAAGUUGGAUGCUCCUGAUUCUGUCUCUCCAGCAGAAGAAGAGGAGGACUUUGGGAAUUUCUCAGCAGAUACCCCUUCUGCAGAGAGCAUAUCAUCUCCCUUUGGACCAAAGGAGGAUGUCUUGCCCAAGCACUCUCCAAGCAGCCAGAGUGCACCGUUUACAGGACCAUUCAUCAGCGUAGUAUUGUCGAAGCUGGAGAACAUGCUGGAGAAUUCCUUGCAUGUAAAUUUGCUGCUUAUUGGGAUUAUUACUCAGCUGGCAAGUUAUCCACAGCCGCUUCUUCGCUCCUUUCUGCUCAACACCAACAUGGUAUUUCAACCUAGUGUGCGCUCACUCUAUCAGGUGCUGGCAUCUGUGAAAAAUAAGAUCGAACAUUUUGCUUCCAUUGAAAAAGACUUUCCAAGUCUUCUCCUGGAGGCCCAACAGUACUUGCUCUUUCGUGUGGACAUGUCUGAUGCUGCAGAAGAAUUGCUCACCAAAGGUAAUGUCCAACACAGCAGCAACACAGGGAAAGGAAAGAAUCUUCCUGAAGCUUACCCGGCUGUACUGCAGCCUUUCCUGGGACAGAAAGGAAAUAAAGGCCUGGCUCAUCCCAGCCUUCCUGUGCACGUGAGGAACGCUGUGCUUGCAGCUGCCCUUUUCCCAGAGUUCCUGAAGGAGCUGGCAGCUCUAGCCCAGGAACAUUCCAUUUUAUGUUACAAAAUAUUGGGGGAUUUUGAAGAUUAUUAUUAGUGGCUUUUUAAAAUGUGUUUUUAAAAAGUUUUUGGAGUUUAAACAGAUUUUUAAUUCAAAGCUGCUUUCAAAAGAAGUUUGUACUUCAAUAUUUCCUGAAAAUACUUGAUUUGGAGGGGGAAGAAGGAAGCAAAAUAUUUUUCCAGUUAGGCCUCAUAAUUUCCCUCUGUGCUUACAUAACUUAUUUGAGAUUUCUGAUACUGCUCAUACUGCAACUUCCUUCUUCAUCCCUUCCUCUUUACAGAGCCACCCUUCUUCAGUGUCACUAAUUCGUGUUGAAUUUCUACAAGAGACACUUGUUGGCUGGCUAAGAGACACAAACACAUUAGCUUUUUCUGUUCCAGAAAUACUCUUCUGAAUAACUUGUUAGGAGACAAGUUUGCUUGAAGAAACAUUGCCCCAUGGGAAAAGUUCACAUUAUAAAGAGACAUGCAAAAUCUGCACAAAACCCCUUUAUGUGAGGGGCUGUGCUUCUUGAUGUCAUUGUCCUCUUUUACUCUUCCAUUCCUUCAUCGUAAAGCGGGGUUCUUGCCAAUCCAUGUCCAAAACCCCCUUUUUAACUACUGUCUCAAAUUUUCUGAAUUCAAGUGGUCUUACGUGUAGUGAACCCAUGAGUAGCUGAAAACAGGUGCUGGGCCCUGCACAUACCAUUUUGCCUUAUGUUGCAGACAGAUCUGCAGCUAUCAGCAGCUGGGCUUUGAAGUCCAAUGAAGUGCAUAAGUGGAUGUGGAUUGCAGACUGCCUGGAAUUUUCCUUGCAGUUGCUCAGCAUUCCUUGAUAACUCUUGAAUUGCUACCUAAGCCCACGAACAUGCCUUAUUUAGUAAGAUUUGCACAAAGUACAAAGCAAAAUGUUUCUAUGCAGGCUGUUAUUCGUGUCUAGUUUAUUUGUAUGCUUGUUAUAAUAAGCUAAAGAAAGAUACUCAGUAUCUGUAGUGCUAAAUGGACAGCAGGCUUGUCUUUGUCUGUUUUGUAUUAAACAAAAAAAUUUGCUUGCUCAUGAAAAGUGUACUGGUUUAUUGUUAAUUUCUUUUGAUUAAGAGGAAGUUAAGUACUGUUUGUUUCCUUUAAAUUUAUGUGUUGACUUUUCCUAAGAUUGUACUUCUGGGAUGGUGAGGAGAGGACCAGGCUAUUCACCAGCUGCAGUAAAGGAAGGAGUAAUGGGGAAAGCUGUCUGCUGGUGACUAACUGCUUGAGAAAAUUCUCUUGUGUGAGUAAUGGGCUUCACCACUGCAUUUUGUCUUAUCUUAGCUGCAUAAUUGUGCUUCCAGUGUGUUCUAGUUCUCUACAUAAAGAGGGACCUAAUUCAAGAAAGACAUGAACCCUUUUGUCCAGGAUACAAGCUAACAGUGACUCCAAAAUAUGUGAAGAAACCAAAAUCAGAAGUAACACUUGCAUACAUUAGUUCUCAUGUUCAUUGUAAUUCCAUAAUGUGGAAUUCCAGUUAAUUACAUCCGAUUUUGAAACACACUUUCUCCGAGAUUUCAAGGAAAAAAACAGUUUCAAAAGAAAAAACCAAAGACAUUCCAGAAGAGUCUAAUUAAUUAUAGGUCAGAUUCCUCUGGAAUGUGCAGUGCAUUUCAAACUCUUAAAUCCUUUAAAUAGUUCUGAAAAGUUCUGCCUUUAAUUUUCAAGGUAUAGAUUAAAGUUACUGCAUUCAUUCCCAAAAAACAUCCUGAAGUCUACCUCCAACAAAAUCACCACCAGAACUUCUCUGGGUCCAUCUUUACUUGUUUGCUGCACAGUCUUUACUUCCAUGAUGGCUGGGAGUCCUGUUGCCUCCUAGCUGACUUUCUCUGUUUUGCUUUCUUUUGUGACUUUAGUUUUUCAGGUGUCACUGUGUCACCAUUCUGUAAAUCACCUACUGACCUCCACAUGGCCCUCUUUCACUUCACCAGCUUUUUCAGAAGCUGAAACCAAAGCUGUAGCAUUUUUCCCUAAGUAUUAGUUAUCCAGGUUGAAGAGAGCUCUUUCAUUUUCAGUUCCCCCCAUCCCUGCAUAGUUGUAAAUGGAUAAUGAGAUUGAUGGAUUUCUUUUUUAAAAAAAUAAAAUAAAAUAAACUUGUCAUUGGACACUGUGGGUCCUUUCCCCACUCCCCCAUUUCUGCUGCCUUCCAUGAUGUACUCACAGGCUUGGCCUGAGGGGCUUCAGUGGAUAUGUGUUGGAAGUGAUUUAGCAUUAUGGUUGUAGGGUCAGUGCUUGCUUCUCCUUCUCACCUCUUCUGCAAGAAUUGUAUGUGAGCAAAAAGCAAGUUUGAUCAGCUGACUUAUAGUGGUUCAGAAAUAAGUGCUAAAAUACAGAAGCAAUCUAAUAAUUUUUUGAGGACUUUUUAAAAAGUAACUAGAAAGAUUAUUUCACCUUUUUAAAAAUAAAUAAAAAAAAAUAAAGAAUGCUUCAGACCAGCUCUCAAGGGAGUAAAUUACUAACUGAAAACUCCCUUAUUUGUUUGUAUUCUAAACUGAGAAUUUGCUGGGUAGAAGGGUUUUCUUUUGAGAUUGUUAAUUUUAACUGGUGUUUUCAACAUUUCAACAAAUGUACAAAAUCACUGCAGUUUGAUCCCAGCAGGUCUGUUAAGCUACAUGAGGAUUUUAAAAUGUGGACUACUCAUAAAAGCAUCUGUAAAUUUGAGGAAGGAGAGGAUUUUCUUCUGUAGUUUUAAUAGAGCUUAUGUUCUACAUCCAGUAGGAUAAAGUCAGCCAAUCUGGAGUUGUGUGGAGGGCUUCUUGCUGAAAGGUCAGAGCUGUGUUUGUGCACAGUGUCCCCUCACAAACUGGAAAUGUCUGUCAUCUCCCUGAAAAGAAGAGGUGGACGAGUGCAGUGACCCUGGCUUAGUAUGUUAAAAUGCAGAUCAUACGUGUUCCUUUGCAUUGCUUAUUUUCUGAGUGGGAUCAGACUUGCAGCUGUGCCUCAGAUGUGAUAGCAAUAUAAUGUCUGGCAGCUAGCACAAGAAACUAUUGGUGGGAAUUGCUUCUUCCUGUCUUCAAAAUGCAGAACCUGUGAUUUAGCUUGAAAAUGUUGAUUUUUUGAGAUUAAUCAUGUCUGUGUGCAUAAGCUCUUCAGCCAAAUGCUUCUCUAAUAAGCCUCUUCUCUCCAGGUAGAUAUUGUGUAAUCCUGUCUCUCACCAGAUACAUCCUUUCCAAAAAAAAACCCUGUACCUGUGGUCCAAGCAGUGGUCCUGUCUGUAGGUCCCUGGAACAGCCUUAAGCUGCUCUUUCCAAGAACAAGGAAGUGCUUUGUGAUCUGAUUUUCCCCACAUUCAGGUGGGUGUGUGACUGAAGCAGUCCCUCUUUAGUACAUUGGCUCAGUAUUAGUUCCAAAUGAAGUGCCUUGGCAGUUCUAUUCCAAAGACUUCAGGUGGUGGCUCAGAGAUACCAAAGUGAAUUUCCAGUCUCCUACUACGUUUCAAACUGUGAAUGCCACAUUUCCAAUUAUAUGGCUUUGGGGUGUGUUUUUAAGCUAUUCUGCUAUAGCAAGGAAUCUUUCCAGCAUUUUCAAU